AUGAAUUGGCCGAUCGGAAAGGCGGAGAGCGGCGGAGGAGGAGGAGAAGGAAGCGGCGGGGGGAGGAGGGAGGGAAGGGGAGUGCCAAAGGGUUGCCUGGCGGUGACGGUGGGGCAGGGGGAGGAGCCGCGGCGGCGGUUCGUGAUCCCGGUGGCGUACGUGAACCACCCGCUGUUCACGCGGCUGCUCAGGGAGGCGGAGGAGGAGUACGGGUUCGAUCAGGAGGGGCCGAUCAACAUCCCCUGCCACGUGGAGGAGUUCUGCCGCAUCAGGGGGUUGAUCGACAGAGAGACGGCGUCGCACCACCACCACGGCCACGGCGGCGGCGGCGGACACCACCACCACUUUCUGUGCUUCAAGGCGUAG
Striga asiatica is the source of this 366-nucleotide messenger RNA. The record is from the annotation of a GenBank genome assembly. Lineage: Eukaryota; Viridiplantae; Streptophyta; Magnoliopsida; Lamiales; Orobanchaceae.